Thermothelomyces thermophilus ATCC 42464 is the source of this 1692-nucleotide messenger RNA. RefSeq lists its product as uncharacterized. The transcript is spliced from 2 exons. The record is from RefSeq and is a predicted model, not a curated record. Gene Ontology annotation, molecular function: monooxygenase activity; heme binding; oxidoreductase activity, acting on paired donors, with incorporation or reduction of molecular oxygen. Bases 1 to 1692 code for a protein of 563 amino acids. Lineage: Eukaryota; Fungi; Ascomycota; Sordariomycetes; Sordariales; Chaetomiaceae.
AUGUUUUUCACAGUCAUCGUGGCAGCUGUCCUGUCAGUCUUGCUCGGCAUCCAGGUCUGCCACUCCGUACUGUCGCGGCGGGAAGAGAAACGACGACGCAAUCUAGAAGCAGCCCGUCGAGGAUGUAGUCCCGCGCCAAUAAUGCCCAGAAAAGGCAUUCUGGGUUUCGGCCGACUAUUCGAGGGCCUCAGAGCAACACACAACGACAGGGGGCCCCAGUACGUGAUUGAGGCCAUGGACGGCGAGAUGGGCAAGGACGUGCACACCGUCGUUGUGCCCAUCCACGACUACGAGCUCCUCGUCUCUCGUGACCCUCUCAAUAUUCAAGCUGUGCUCGUAACACAGGCUGCCGACUGGGAUCUCAGUGAGCACCGCACUGCCAGCUGGGAGCCCAUGGUUGGCCACGGCAUCUUUACAUCGCGUGGAGAGAGUUGGAAACAUUCGCGCGCACUUAUCCGACCGCAGUUUGCCACGGACCAAAUCAACGACUUCGACAUGUACGAGCGCCAUGCUCAGCAGUUAUUUGUCGCUAUCGACAGAUAUCGCUACGGGCCCGAGAAUCAAAGAUGGACGCGGGCCUUCGAUCUCCAACCGCUGUUCUACAAUCUCGCCCUCGAUGUCAUGACUGAGAUGCUCUACGGCUACUCCGUCCACUCCCAGAAUCCCUCUGAGCGUGUAGAGCUGCCCGUGAUCGCCGGUCACGAGCCUCCCGACCGCGAGAACAUCGGAAUGCAUAUGGAUGCUGGCAAAGCUUGGAUCGAAACACGCGGUGCUAUGUGGAAGUACCGAUGGCUGCUGCCAUCGCUGCAGUUCCAGAAGCACUGCGCUGCCAUCCACCAAUACGCCGGAUGGUUCGUGCAACUCAGGCUCCAGCAAGGCGAGAAAUAUUUGGACAAUCUCCAGCAACAAGGCGGACUGCCCAAUCGUGAUCGCUACGUCCUUCUUCAUGAGCUAGCCAAGGUAACCCAGGACCCCCUAGAGCUACGCAGCCAGACACUCAAUGUCCUGACGGCUGGCCGCGACACAACUGCUGCACUCCUCGGUUGGAUCGUCUACUUUCUUGCUCGCCAUCCCUCGGUCACGAAAAAGCUGCGGGGGGAGGUUCUCUACCUGCUUGGGCCGUAUGUCCCGGGACAGCCGAGUAGGAUCGAAUUCAGGCGGGUCCGCGACUCAAUGCCAUACAUGAACGCCGUCAUCAACGAGACCCUGCGCAUGGCGCCGGUCGUGCCCUUGAACGAUCGGAUUUCGCUCCGUGAUACCGUGUUGCCUCGCGGUGGCGGGCCCAAACGGGACCAGCCUGUGUUUGUCCCUGCGGGAACCCAGAUCCUAAUCCCGGUCUACGCCCUGGCGCAGCGACCGGACCUCUGGGGGCCCGAUGCUGACGUAUUCCGGCCCGAACGAUGGACGGAGGACGGUGGGCACAAAGCUGGGUUCGAGUACAUCCCCUUCGGAGGGGGAGGACGGCAGUGUCUCGGUCAACAACUCGCCAGGCUCAGAUCGGCUUAUAUAAUUAUCCGGCUCCUGCAGCGGUACGAUGACAUUGCGAAUGCAGAGAUGCCACCCGAUGCUGCCGUGAGGUUUCACCACACGAUUGAAAACAGGAGCGGUAGCGGUGUGCAGGUCAGGUUGCAUGUCUCGGACUGCGGUGUUACCAAGAGAGGAGUGGCGUCGGGUCCGGCUAACCGAGAAUAA